Molecule: messenger RNA, 2500 nt
Organism: Sturnus vulgaris (Common starling)
Lineage: Eukaryota; Metazoa; Chordata; Aves; Passeriformes; Sturnidae
Gene: NPDC1
Product: neural proliferation, differentiation and control 1
Cellular component (GO): membrane
Source: RefSeq, a predicted model, not a curated record
AUGGUGUCGGCCCGGGGCGCUGCCGCCCGCCGCGGAGCGCUGCUACUGCUGCUCGCCGCCCUCGGAUCCUUCCAUCUGCGCUUCGCCCGUGCCGCAGCAUCGUGUCCCCGGAGCCUGGAUUGUGCCCUACAGCGCCGAGAGUUCUGCCCACCAGGGUCGGGUGCCUGCGGGCCCUGCCUGCCCCCGUUCCAGGAGGAUGACCGCGGGCGCUGUGUCCAGAAGCAGCUCUCACCCAAUGGACGCUCCUCCGUUCCCAGCUUGGAGGCAGAAAUUGAUUUUCUCGCAGAUGUGCUGGCCAAGCAGGAGGCUCCUCGCCACCACCCGCUACAGGAUGGCAGACCCAGGACCACCCUGGUGCCCAACGUCAGCAGACAGCGUGUGGCCAGUGGGCUGAGAGGGGGGCAUCUGCAGCAGGGUCCCACUGGCACUAUGGCAGCCACCACCCUCCCCACCACUGCCACAGUCCAGAAGUACCCAGUGGAGGCGUCCCCCAUCCCUGCAAAUGACAACAUAGUGCUUGGGCUGAUCGUGAUGUGCACAGUGGCCGGGAUCUCAGCACUGAUCGUGGCAGCCAUCUGCUGGUGCAGGCUGCAGAAGGAGGUCAGGCUGGCACAGAAAGCAGACUACUCAGCCCAGCGAGUAGCCAGCCCCCUGCCCUAUGACAAGAUCUCGCCCGGGGACAAGACGCUGGCUCAGAGUGCCCAAAUGUACCACUACCAGCACCAAAAGCAGCAGAUGCUCUCCCUGGAAAAGCAUAAAGAGGAGCCCAAGCUGCCAGACUCGGCAUCAUCUGAUGAGGAGAAUGAGGAUGGAGACUUCACCGUGUAUGAGUGCCCUGGGCUGGCUCCGACCGGAGAGAUGGAAGUGAGAAACCCGCUGUUUGACGACUCUUCCUUACACCCCUCCAACCCCAAGUCGCACCAGUAACCAUCCCAUCUCCUGUUCCCGAGCUUGCUACAGACUGUGCCCGCUGUGCCCGCGGCUGUGCCCGGCGGGGUGGCCGUGCUGGAGGGGCACCCACAGCUGGGCCGAGGGACCUGGACCUGACCCCGCGCUGCCAGACUGUUCAACGCCUGCCCAAUAAACACCCACUAACAGCUAUGGGGGGGGGAUCGCCCCCGUUUCCAGCCUCCUUGUCCUCUUUGCUGCUGUGAUCGCGUCCCUGCAUUGCCCUUCGCUCACAGCUCUCGCAGGCGCAGGGGGCAGCUGCCUUGACACAAAAAUUGGGGGGUGAGGGGGGACUGCGGCACUGUCCCUCUGUGGUUGGCUUUGAGGAGGGGGCUGCUGCCCCGGUUGCAGCUAGGCUGAUACACAGCAGCUGGGAAGGAGCCAGAGAGAGGGCCAGAAAGUAGGAGAGGGCCAGGAGGGCUGGGCAUGCUCAUGCCUGGCAUCAGGGCUGCCAGCCUGCCCAGAGCCCCUCUGCCAGGGAUGGAGCCUUUUCCUGGAGGAGGUGGCAUCACUAAGGGCUUCAGUGCCCAUUCUGCCUCCUCCAUCCCAGCCUGGGCAGCUCCUGGCAGCAGGAUAGUGCUCUAGGAGCCAAUGGCAGGAGCAGGAGCAGCUUAAGCAGGCAUUGGCAUCACUCCCCAGGAUGCUCAUUCAGAUGCUGCCCUAUGCUCUGACCCCUUUAGGCGUGCUGGGCUUCAGGUCCCCUGAGACAUGGACAGUCCCAGUGCCACUGUGGCCUGGGAGCCCACAUCAGUCUGUGCUGGCAGAGGAUAGGCUCUCUCUUACCAGAGGCCUCAGUGAGGUAAAAGCUCAGAAAAAGUGUUCAAGGUUUUGUUUUUAAGCCUAUGUGGCUGUGGGGGAGGAAGGAACAGGACUGGAGAGAGCUGGGAUGGCUGAGAGGGGUAGCCAAGGCAUGGGGGCUUUGCUGUGCUGCUUCAAACCCCACAGAGCCCAUGCCCUGGCAGCAUCCCUGUGGAGCCUGGCAUUGUGUGUUCUCUGAGCAUCCCUCUGUAGCAGGCGACAGUCUCCACUGCUCCAUCCCGGGCACCUCUCAGGCCUCAGACACUCCCUGCACCUCUUUGUUGCCUGUGUCCAGCCUCACCAGCUGUCACCAACAUGUUUUUGCUUGGAGCCCAGUGCUGCUCCUCAAACUCUCCCAGGUGCAUAGGCCAUGAACCCCUCCAGUGGAAGGUCCAGAACAGGAUUUGGGGUUUGGGUUACUUUGCACAGGUGUGGCUUCAUGUCCAGACCCUGUUGUGGACUGUCACUGCCACAGGUGACCUGUUGUUCUCACAGGAGCCAUUGCACACUCGGGCAGGCAUGGGCAGGGCAGGCAGCAGUGGCAGGGAUGUGCUGGUGAGUGGUGGUGGCGUGGGACCAUCCCUGUCCCUGGCAGGGUGGCUGACGGAGGCCACCAUGGCACAGAUUCUGUCCCCAUGUCCUGUGCUCCCCCUCCCCUGGGCUGCUGCCACUCUCCCCACACCUCUCGUCGUUGUUGUAUGAAUUGUAGUUCUUUUAAAAGGAGAUUUUAUUAAACAACCAUGUUUGAGACCCA